Molecule: messenger RNA, 861 nt
Organism: Octopus sinensis (East Asian common octopus)
Lineage: Eukaryota; Metazoa; Mollusca; Cephalopoda; Octopoda; Octopodidae
Product: von Willebrand factor A domain-containing protein 3B-like
Exons: 4
Coding region: 1-861 (286 amino acids)
Source: RefSeq, a predicted model, not a curated record
AUGGAUCUUCGUGUGAAAAUAGUCGCUAGUCAUUCCAUGGUCUCAAAGAAACAGUCUCUAAACCUUAAAAAGACUAAGAAAUAUUUACUGAAAUCACUAAAAAUCCCAAGAUUUUGUCGUACAAUACAACCUGCUAUAGAAACCCAAAUGUUAAAGUCUUCGAAUGGAAAAAACAUUACAACGAAUCAAACAGAUAAAUCAAAAUUUGACGAAUUCUAUCAAAUGAACAUGAUACAAAUUACCCAGGAUUUGCUAAAUUCAGAAAAAAGUAACAAUGUGCCACCUGAAGCUCGGGAACAAAUAAGCGCAGAUAAAUGGAUACAUAAAUAUGGGUUAGUCAACAAUAAGCUGUCAUGGGACUUUAUUCUUAAAAAAAUUGGAUUCAAAAAAAGCGAGGAAUAUGUUUACUCUUUGAAAAAACCAGUCUGUUCUCGAUACAGUAUAGACUUGUUUGUGGAAGUUUUUUCUUCAAUCGACGGUAGAACAUAUAACGUGACAAGAGAUAAGAAAAAAAUGUUAUAUUUAUUUAAUAAAUUGAAAAAAAUUCAAGAACUAUAUCAAAAACGUAUCGAAUGGCUAUAUUCCAGUAGUCGAAGAGUUUUUGGGCUAAUUGUUGAAAAUUUUGUGAUUAUUGUCUUUGACGUGAAAACUCAAUCUUAUGAAAAAUUUAACCUAUAUAAAGCCGUAGCCACAGAUAUAAUAAGAACUAAACCGAUAGUAUUUUCAAAAGAAAUAGUUCAGUCAAAUCAAACAAAUAUAGAAAAGGCUAUUAAAUGGAUUGAGAACAAAAAUUCUUUAUCAGAAAGGAAUGUAGAAUACACUGUCACAGCAUUAGAAUUGGCUGCAAAUGAAAAAGUUUAA